Emiliania huxleyi CCMP1516 is the source of this 946-nucleotide messenger RNA. RefSeq lists its product as hypothetical. Bases 1 to 618 code for a protein of 205 amino acids. The record is from RefSeq and is a predicted model, not a curated record. The transcript has 4 exons. Lineage: Eukaryota; Haptophyta; Isochrysidales; Noelaerhabdaceae.
AUGCUGGCCGCUACCCUGCUUCUCUCCGCUCCCGCACUGACGCCGUCGGUCCCGGGCGCCGGCCGUCGGGCGGUGCUCGCCGGCGCGAGCUCCAUUCUCGCGAGCAAACUAGCGACCUCGGCUGCCGUCGCCUACGACGAGAUACCUGUGGCCACGGCUGACUUUGCCGAGGCCGAGAAGAAGCGCAAGGCGCGCGAGGAUCUGAUCAAGAAGGAGACGGCGCUGUUGCAGCCAUACGUCAAGGCGAUCGAGAAGGCGCAGUCGGCGGAGGAGUUUGAGAAGGCGGCGGAUUCGUUCGCGCUGUACAUCAUCGGGCAGGGCAAAAUCACCGACGGCGUCAAGGUGAAGGAGCUCGCAUCGCGCAUCAGGGCUGCCUACGAGACGCUGCCGCAGUUCGGAUACAGGCGCGCGCCGUGUCCGAAGGGCGAGGAGAAGCGCGACGGCAUGCCGUGCCACUCGCCAGGAGGGAGGGUGCGCGCUGACCUCUCGAGACGCGGGCUGUGCUACACGCCAGGGCCGGGUGCGGAGCUCGCCUUCCAGGGGCUGAUGAAGCAGAUGCGCAAGUACUCGAUGAUCCAGCUGGGCGACUUCCGCAAGGUUGAGUACGCCGCCUUCUGAGCUGUCUGUGGGAGCAUGCUGUGCCGACCGGGGCGAGGCGAGGCAGAGAGCGGCGUGGCCACGGGGCGGAGGUAGAGGCCUGCCCCUAGGCCUGCCCCGUCGUCUCCCAUCUGCCGCCGGCUUUAGCUUAGAUCGCGCGGGAGUAGAGGAGGUUAAGGAGAGGUGCCGUCACGGCGGCCUCCCGUCUCCCAACCGCGGGGUCCGGGGAUUGGAUCCGGCCAUUCCAAGGGUAGACAGUCCUAGUCACACUCACAAUUGCUCGACUCUGCGAUCGGGGUUCGCCAAUUUCUUUUUUCUUUCUUUUUUUGGGCCCUGUGGGCACCCUAAU